CGACGAGGGCGGGGACUGGAGGUAACAAAAUUGUAUUCGUACUUCCUACCUAAUAAAGCCGGUGCACCGCCCCCACCGAAUCAAAAGGGGCUACUUCGCAUAAAAUUUGAUGAAUUGAGGAUUUGAGGGGCCUUUUACAGAUUUUUACUGGUAUUUAUUCCUUCUACAGAAAAUAAAAAUUACGGAGUAUUUAGAUAGGCACCCCUCAGCAAGUUUACAAAUUUAUAUAUAUACACACCCUUCAACUUCAGUUUCUCUCUUUUCUCGAUUCCUCCAGCUAAAAGCGAAUAUUUUGGAGGAGGGGGGUUGCAAUCAUCAUAUUCAAGGACUUCCCAAUUAUUACUCAAAUUGUAAUCCUGUUUUUCUUGGAAUUUCAUCCUUGAUAAAGAAUUGGGAAUUGUUGUGUUCGCAAGGUGGACAUGGGAUCAGAAGGACCUAAGAAUAUCACAUGCCAUGUUACUGGUUUCAAGAAAUUUCAAGGAGUAUCAGAGAAUCCAACGGAAACCAUUGUUAGUAACUUGAAUGAGUAUGUUUCGAAAAAUGGCCUUCCUACUGGGGUGAAACUUGCAAGUUGCACAAUUCUUGAGACAGCCGGUGAGGGGGCGAAACCAGCUCUUUUCGAGUUGUUUGAGAGAGCUGCCCCUAAUCCUGACAAUGAAUCAGUUGUGUGGCUUCAUUUGGGAGUGAAUAGUGGUGCCCAAAAGUUUGCACUUGAACGUCAAGCGUUCAAUGAAGCAACAUUUCGCUGUUCUGAUGAGCUCGGGUGGCAACCACAGCAAGUACCAAUAGUCCCAGAUGAUGGGGAAAUAUCUAAUACGAGACAGACUACAUGCUCGGUGGAGGCUAUUCAAAGUUUGUUGAAGAAGAAAGGCUUUGAUGUAAUGAUCUCAGAUGACGCUGGUCGUUUUGUAUGUAAUUACGUGUACUAUCACUCCGCGAGGUUUGCAGAAGCCAGAGGCCACAAAUCCCUUUUCGUGCAUGUUCCCCUUUUCUCUAAGAUCGAUGAAGAAACACAGAUGCGUUUCAUUACCUCCCUCCUCGGGGCUAUAGCAGCUACCUGUUGAUACUUAUUGGCCGAAGCUAGCUCUUAUUAGAGAAGAUUUUUAAGCUAGGCUUGCAUUUAUGUUGUAUACUAGUGUGCCCAUGUUUAUGGUUACCCAUCAAAAAAAACUGUAGUAUGUGAUAACUAUUCUUUGCCUCGCUUGCGGCUUGUUAGCCAUGGAAGUAUGGAACUGAAGUUCCUCUUUUUGUUUAUCAAGAGAUUUUGCAUCAGAGUAUGUAGAAUUACGUAAAGAACCUUAAAUGUUAGUACUAUAUUUCCUCCGUUUAUUUAUAGGAGAUUUUGCAUGAAA
Messenger RNA from Spinacia oleracea (spinach), 1352 nucleotides. RefSeq lists its product as uncharacterized. Gene Ontology annotation, molecular function: pyroglutamyl-peptidase activity. Gene Ontology annotation, cellular component: cytosol. The record is from RefSeq and is a predicted model, not a curated record. The transcript is spliced from 5 exons. Gene Ontology annotation, biological process: proteolysis. The coding region runs from base 420 to 1064 and encodes 214 amino acids. Lineage: Eukaryota; Viridiplantae; Streptophyta; Magnoliopsida; Caryophyllales; Amaranthaceae.